AUGCUGACGAAUUUCAAGACUGAGGAUAUACUGCAAACCAAGAGGCGGAGGAUCGGUCAGGCGUGUGAUUUCUGUAGAUCAAAGAAAGCCAAGUGCGAUGGCAGGACUCCAUCGUGUACUAACUGUAGUGUUAGCGGCGAAAAAUGCAUAUAUACUCAGUCGUCCAAGCGGCGAGGACUACCGACAGGAUACACUCAUGAUUUGGAGAAGAAGAUACUAAUACUACAGGGUCUAAUUGCCAAUCUAAUCUUGGUGAAUGAUAAAGUAGAUGCAGAUAUCUGGCAAAUAUUUAAAGACAAGCAGCAAUUUCUAGGCAGUUUGGGGGACUUGAAUAAUAGAUGGUCCAACAACCCCAGCUCCAAAUUGGUUGAGAACAUUCAAGAAGAGAUUAGACCUAUCUUCCAGGAUAUCAAGAGUUCUGUUUUCUCCAAAUCAGCCAGCGUAAGUUAUGCUUCUACUACACGAGAUUCAAAGUCAUUGCUGCCAUCUAGCGUCAUUGAUAACAGCUCGGAAGAUAAAAAUAUGGGUAUUCAGCAGGCAGAAACCCCAAUCGUUAAGCUAGAGCAAACUUCAGGUACCGAAUUAGCGCGUCCUUCAACAACUUUACAACAACAACAACAACAACCACUUGCUCCUCCUCCUCACCCUUCUGUGCAAGAUCCCGAGCCUUGUACACAAGUACCAUACAACAAUAUACUAUAUCCGGAGCAAAUCAAUAUUGUGAAUGACCCAUCUUUUUUCUUAAACUAUGAUAUUUUCCAGUUUAUUUCUGAUGAAAUUGACGGCGCAGGAAACGCCGAGAACUGGGAACCUGUAGCAUUACAGUAUCAUGGACUAUCAUCGAUCAUAUCCGGAUUCACACGAAAAGCAAUCCAGGAGACUUUUAACAAAAAGGGAAAUCCAACAAAGAACCCGUUUAGGGUUGGUUCAAUUUUCAACGUAUCGUCAUUUGCGAUAAAUGCCAGCUUUCAAGAUAAAAUUCAAUUGCCAUCUAAGAUUUUCCAUCUUCCCCCUCAUGUUCGAGAGCUUGUCAAUAACUAUUUCCAAGUUAUUCAUAUAAUGAUUCCGAUGUUGGAUAAGAUCAGCAUUAAUAGACAACUACUUCAGCUUCAGACGAUCAAUGGUGAUGAGCGACUGAAUGUCGAUUGUAAUUCAAUUGCUCUUUUUUGGGCAGUUAUUGCUCUUGGGGAAUCGAGUACAAACUCCUCGGGUGAUUUAAGCGUGAGCAUGGAGUAUGCCAAGAAUGCUAUUAUGGCAUUGGAACAUUCGUUGACUUCCACUAUAGAAACAAUGCAAGCUAUGUUGUUAUUGGGAAUAUACUAUUAUCAAGCCGGACAAUGGGACUUUUCUUGGGUUUUGAUCAGUUCGAGUUCGAGAAUGGCAAUCGAUGUCCGUUUGAUGAGAGCAGCUACGGAUGAGGAAAACACUCGAUUCAAAUCUAGUACUACGUUGAAUAACAUCAGUAGAGAAAGAACUUGGGCCACGGUAUAUGUUUUGAAUACUUUUUUGUCGGCACGAAUGGGAAGGUCGCCAGUGGUGAGAGCAGCUGAUUGGCCAGUGCCUCAGAUAAAUGAUGACGGAUGGGAGGAGUGGGAUCCUUGGGUUAGCUUUCAUGCACCUGAAACAAUCAAGUUGGAACAUGGUAGGUUUUUGACAUUUUAUAAUCAACUAUUAAAAAUCAUGUCUGUUUUGAACUUGGCAAUCACUUCAACAUUAGACACUUCCAAAGGAUUAGUUGAAGACAGCGAUGAUGAGUUUGAAACCAAACCAGAUUACAAAAUUGAUUACGAUGAUCGCAAGAACUCAAAAAGUAUGACCAUGAAAGAUUUUGAAACGUGUAUUAAUACUUGGGUUGAGAAUUUGCCGAAAUUUUGCCGAUUGCAGAAACAAGGCAACCCUCCAACGGUUAUUUGCUAUCAUGGAGUACAACAGCUUGUUUGGUGUGUUUUGCUGGUCCGUUUGAGUUCAUUGAAAGGAGGCGCUAGGUUACAGGAUAAAGUGAUCAAGUCAAGAAAUAAACUUUAUACACGUGCUAUUCUCAAAUUGAGAGAGUUGUUUACUGCUGAAACAGUUGAAUACUUGAAGUGCUAUCCCUUUUUAGAUUAUUUAUUCACAAUGUUAUUAAAUUUUCCACAAAUGAUGGAUCUUCCUACUGAGCACGAGAAGGUCAUGUUUUACAGAGAGAUAAGGAGUAUUGUGAUCAACACAGCUAGAACAUCAGCAGCAAUGAGAAUCUCUUGGGAGAUUUCAAAGCGGAUGAAUAUUGAGCAACAGCUGCAGUUAGAUACGCCGAAAGCUCAAGAAAGUCCAACAAUUGCGAAUUUGUUAAACUCACCAUCACAACCAACUCAAGAACUUGCUUCCUUGCCACAGUCUAUUCAACAGCAAGAACAACAAAAACAUAAACAUAAACAACAACUGCAACAACAACUGCAACAACAACUGCAACAACAACAGCAGCAGCAACAGCAGCAGCAGCAGCAGUCACAACAACAUCAACAAUCACAGCUACAACAACCACUGUCACAACAGUAUGCAUCGACAAGCUCUGGUUCAUUGGAUCCACAAGCUAGAGCUUUGUUAGAUGGUGUAAAUGCUUUGAGCCCCCCUUUAGACAAUGAAUAUCAGCAGAAAAUCGGCUGCAUGCAAGUAAAUUCAGAGUUUGGUACACGGAGGCAGAAUGAGAUAGUUAGGUAUCCAGAGCAAAUUGGGAAUCAAUAUGCCCAAAGUGCUCCACCAUUGGGACAAUAUUACCCAGCAGGUCAGCACAAUCAUCAAAUGCACAAUCAAAUGCACAAUCAUCAAAUACAACAUAAUUCACAUAUCCUUCAUGAGCCUGCUCAAACACGACAAUCACCAACUGCAUAUAACACGCCGUCUUCUGGAGGGCAUUAUUACACCAGUCAACAGUAUUUCCAUCCACAGGAUCCUCACCUGCUUCCACAGCAGCGUAUGUCCUCGCAUGCACGGUUUCAGCCAGUGCGAAAUGAAAUUAAUGAAAACAAUCAACAAACAAGUGUAUUUUUGCAUCCACAUCCACAGCAAUAG
This is a messenger RNA of Lodderomyces oxycetoniae, 3048 nucleotides long. It is a transcript of the gene ZCF10, whose product is annotated as Zcf10p. The record is from RefSeq and is a predicted model, not a curated record. NCBI's taxonomy places the organism in Eukaryota, Fungi, Ascomycota, Pichiomycetes, Serinales, Debaryomycetaceae. Gene Ontology annotation, biological process: positive regulation of transcription by RNA polymerase II; DNA-templated transcription. The coding region runs from base 1 to 3048 and encodes 1015 amino acids. Gene Ontology annotation, molecular function: zinc ion binding; DNA binding; DNA-binding transcription factor activity, RNA polymerase II-specific. The transcript has a single exon.